GGUCGGGUGAACUUAGUUGGGCCAUAGAGUUCGAAUACUGCAGGCCGUCGACACGAUCGCAGACCUGUAUCUGUAGAACUUGCGAAAUAACAGUGACGUGGUAAAUACACUUGUCAGGAUAUUAGUAACUUUAUCUUGUUUAUGUAGGUCAGAGUUUUACUGCGUUGUUCUGUUUUGUGGAUAUUUUCCGUGGAUCUUAAACGGAGAAAGUGGAAAAAAACGACAACACACAAAAGUUAUUUGACCUUCUCAUUAGGUUGUGCGGAAGAGAAAACAACUUUUGUUGAAAAGUCACUCUUCGACUCAAAGUGGGCUCGACCCGCGAACUAAGCGAUUGGCACAAGACGGCACGGAGGUCUUACCGACCGAGAAAGGACAACUCCUUUCGUCAUCAGGAAGUGCGUUUCCGGAAGUGAGCAAGUGUUUGAAGGUCAAGGACGGUGUACAGGAAGUAGCAAAGCUUUCACACAUUCAGUCUCUUACAUUGCCAGUGUUUGGACGAGAUAAUGGCCAAAUACACACUACAAACCUGACUGGAUAGAUAAACUAACAGCGAAAGGUUUUAUAAAUGAUACGUUUUGGUUAGUUACCCGAACACAGCUGUGUAAGAAGACUAAACCAUGUCGAAGGCACCUCACGAUAACUUGGCCACUUUCAAAUUGGUGGUGGUCGGCGAUGGUGGUGUGGGCAAAUCAGCCCUGACUAUUCAGUUCUUUCAGAAAAUGUUUGUUCAAGACUAUGAUCCCACUAUUGAAGAUUCAUACAUUCAACACACGGAUAUAGACGGACAGUGGUGUAUUCUGGACGUGCUGGACACGGCAGGACAGGAGGAAUUCAGUGCCAUGCGGGAGCAGUAUAUGAGGAAAGGGGACGGAUUCCUCCUCGUCUACUCCGUCACAGACAAACAGAGCUUUGAAAACAUCAGGAACUUCCACACUCAAAUAUUACGGGUAAAAGACAGGAACAACUAUCCCAUGAUCCUUGUGGGCAACAAAGUGGACUUAGUGCACCAGAGAAAAGUCAGCGAAGACCUCGGGAGAGAUCUCGCAUCUGAGCUGCGUAUUACCUACAUUGAAACCAGUGCCAAGGACCCACCCCUUAAUGUAGACUUUGCCUUCCAUGAAGUGGUCCGAGUUAUCAGGUCACAGCCAAUAGAUUUGAAGAAACAAAGAAACCGGAGAAGAAGCAAGCAGAGAAAGUGUUCAAUCCUUUGAUGUCCAUCAAUCAUUGUCAUCAAUCCUUUGAUGUCUGUCAAUCAUUGUCAUCAAUCCUUUGAUGUCUGUCAAUCAUUGUCAUCAAUCCUUUGAUGUCUGUCAAUCAUUGUCAUGAAUGCUUUUCAUUGUCUGAUCCUUAAGGAUUGCUGGUCAUCCUACAUUCUUGAUUGGAUAGAAGAUGUGUCAGUGAAAUGUAUUCCGUAAAUCUGUAUAUAGUGGCUUAGAUGUAUGAAUUCAUCCAAUAUUUUGUGUAGUUUUUCUAGAUUGACAACUCUAAAACCCAGCUGCCUUAGGACAUCACAUUAAACCUAUGGGGUUUAAUCAUCUGUGGAUUGUUAAUCAGCUGGGAAUAGGGAGUCAGUCGUAACGUACUGCUGUACAGGUGAAUCUGCCUACCAGGAUCCGGGCUGUACAGCCAAUCAUCUCAGAGUCGAAACUAAAUGUCCUUUGGGAGGCAAAUCGGUGAGAGAAACUGGCACUAAGCCUAUAGCCCUUGCAAACUUCCCAAUAGUUAAGGUGUCAUGAGGACAAGCAGAAAUGUGCCAUUGUUAGGGUUUUGCUAUAUAUUAUCAUUAUAAGGACUAAAAAUGUUUCAAUUGCUGCAAAUAGGGAAAACGUCAUUAUGUUGCUAGGUAUUCGGAUGUUUUAGAAUUCUCUCAUGUAUUUUACCAAUGUAUUCCCAGCAUUUUAAGCCAUCGUCUACAACUAACCAUUAAGGCUGUCUCUUUCUGUUCAUGAUGUUUUGCAACGUUAUCAGUGCAAGUCUAUAAGGCCAAGACAUAGUGUUUUCUACGUUAACAUGAAUUUGGAAGGUAUUUAAUUCCAAUUUAGUAAUUUUACUGAUGUUUGUUGCAGAGGUAUCAUAUCGGCCUCAAGGUUGGCCCAGAUAAAACUCUGUGUCACCCUUUGUUAGGUUAAAUGAUUGGAAUAUGUGUAAAAAAUGUUUUACAGUACCAAUAUUUUUUAACUUUUGUCUACCAAUAUCCUCACAAAUAUGAUUUGUUAGGUUGUUUAAAUGACAAACAUUUUUCAAGGAAACUGGGAUAAUUGUCAUUUAUAAUGCUAGAGGACUAAGAUAAUAUUGCACCAUUAUAUUCAGGGACAUUCCUUUGUAAGUAGGACACAUUCCACUAAAGGAUGAAGACAUUAGUAACCUUGUACGCUUUGCAUCCCUUACGAUUGUCGUAAUCUCCGUACUCCAACUUAAGUCUACCCUUAGAAAAAUCCUACUUGCAGUUGUGGAUGGGCCAAGGGGACAAUGGAGCUGCUAUUGCGUGUGGCUCUCGUAGUGCCUGUGCUUUUACAUAGACUUGCUGUGUUCCUUGUUGGGAUCACUUCUUGUAAUGUGGCCUCGAGUCGAGGCACACAGAGCGAUCAAGGCAUGUGCCAACUGCAACUCCCAUACCUUAACACGGACCAACCAUUGUCGGAGAAACAAUCAGUUGUUGAAACCAGUAGUUUUAUGUCACAACUCUGAAGUUGGCAGUCUGGUGUUGAUGGUCAGCCGUGACAUACAUGUAGUGGUAGCAAGCUCAAAGAUCUGAUUGUCAUGAGAUUGGGUGAUGUCUGACCAGCAUGACGAUGUAAUGUCUGGGUGUGGAUACAGCAGUAACGUUACAAUGGUCAGUUUCCCGUAACUAUGGAAACACACGAUCAUGUGAUGUAAUGUCUUGGUGUGGAUACAGCAGUAACGUUACAAUGGCCAGUUUCCCGUAACUAUGGAAACACAAAUGAUCAUGUGAUCAAGGUGACUUACUGAACCGAGGGAAAACAGCUUUAUACAAAGCAAGGAUUUUUUAGAAUGUUUUGUAGAAAAUCCAUAGGAAUUUAUUUUUUCAAUCAAUCUGGCUGUUGAAACAGGUUGAGUAUAAUUGAGUCGUUGAUUAUCAACGGUAUUGUAUAUCAUUCUGGUAUGAUAUAUACACUAGCUCCAUCUCACAUCACAAGUGGUACUUAGCACAGAAUAUUUGUCACUCAUAAUGUUGAAACCAACUUCAAGUCAAAAUGCCUCUUCAGGAGUUUGGAAUAGAGAAACAUUCAAAUUUGCAGUCUCGUUCAAGCUGUCGCUAGAUAUGUUUAAUGAAUCUGGAUACUGUCAUUACAUGAGCUUUGAAAGCUGUUUUCAAUAUGUUCUUAUGCUACAAUAUGUCCUGGUUGUAAUUGUGACAUCUCACUUGGUGAGUCGAGUCCUGAAAAUAUUGAUGUUAGUUUCAGGCAGUAAAGAGCAGUGUAACUUGGACUUAGCGUUGAAUGACAAUGAUAAAUUUAAUUAUUUUCUUACCAAUGGGUUAUUCAAGGUGACUGAAGACAAAGUGACUGGGAAAUAGGUCCUUGGUAUGUACCAUACUGGAAUGGAAAUAUAGUACACUAGAUAAUAGAGAAUGAUAGUGAGUUUUCAGCCAAGAAAUGACCACAAGGCAUUGAUAUAAUAAGAAGUCAAUCCUAAGUGAAGGGUAACAGUGCUAACUCAUUAAAAUAAUGGAUCUUGUUUUAAGUUCUUCUGACCAUUCUCCUGCUGAUAUAAUCACAUACAUAUUAUUAUUAUUAUUUUAUUUUUAUUAUUAGUAGUAGUAUUUUAUUUAUUUUAUUUUUUAAUUAUGAUGAUGAUGAUGAUGAUGACGACGAUGAUGAUGAUUAUUAUUAUUAUUAUUAUUAUGAUGCUAGAUGAAUCAUUUAGCUUUUUGCUCCCAUUUGGAGUCAGUCACCAGAAGUUCAGAAUAACUUUACAUAAUGUCCACAUGGGUAAUAUAGAGAUGUAUAUCCUGAUUGGCCAAAUGUGAUUGAUAUUGACAUCCAGCCUGUAUGAUGCUAUUCCAAUGAGCUGUUGUACUGUAAGUCAAGGCUUUGUACAUAGACACAUCAUGUAGCUGAGUAUGUCAGCCUUGUCCACGAUGGUUUCUAGAUGUUGUCUGUGUUGAACAUAAAGAACCAGGGAUUAAUAUCAAAUGCCAUUAUAUUCCAUAUAUGUAUUUUGCCAAACUGUUACCAUGGUUACACAGACCAUGAUUAUUGUAAUUUGAGGGAUCAUAUCAAAAGUCUUCUACUGUAUUAAUUCUUUUCCCUUUUUUAGGAAAUGAAAUAUUUAUCAGCAUUUAUUACCAUGAUUACCGCGCUGUUAUGUAUGCAAGAUUUUAUUACUGCAGAGCAGAAGGUGGAUGGUUCGAACCCAUGUCUGCAUAGUUCCAAACAUUAAAAGAUGGUGCUUGUUGAUACUAUAAGUUGUCUGCCAAGCUCAAGGGACAUAUUAUGUGACGUGCCCUGUGUGUGAGCCUAUGUACAACCAUUUCUCUUCCCUAAUGGCUAUUUCACAUCAAGAAGUAUGUCUUUGUAC
Molecule: messenger RNA, 4545 nt
Organism: Haliotis rufescens (red abalone)
Lineage: Eukaryota; Metazoa; Mollusca; Gastropoda; Lepetellida; Haliotidae
Product: ras-related protein M-Ras-like
Exons: 5
Coding region: 621-1214 (197 amino acids)
Biological process (GO): signal transduction
Cellular component (GO): plasma membrane
Molecular function (GO): GTPase activity; GTP binding; GDP binding
Source: RefSeq, a predicted model, not a curated record